GUCUUCUUCGCAAGUUCUGUAACUGGAUCGGAGCUGCGAGGGAAGCAGGAGGAGGAAUUGGUGUGCUAGGGCGGAGGGGAACGGAUCAUCUUUAGCAAUUGCAGUAACCGCUUGCUCUACGUAUAACUCUCAGUUAGAAGGCGCUAAACGCUGAUCGGGGGGGUGGGGAGAAACAAUCGGAGACCUUGAAGUACCUUUUAAGCAUCCUGAAAUUUCCAGGGAAUGAAUUUGUAAUACCUGCAGGAUGUGAAAUUCUGGUAUACUUCUUGUCUUCUGCCCCACAGCUUGAAGCAGCAAUCCAGUUCAUCUCCUAUGCACCUAUGAGAAUCCUGGACUCUUUUCCUCAAAAGCCCAGAAUGGCAGUGGAUGUAGCCAUGCAAUUCUACUUGCGAGCGCCCUCUUUGCGGAAAGAGAGCUUUACCUACAAAAUAGCCCCAAAGAUCAAGGCACCUUUGCGACCCUGCAUCCAUGUAAACAGCAGCCCGGAGCUGAACAAGCUGGGGUCAGAGGUCCAAGCUCUGCAGGGGAACAGAGUGAAGAAAAGGGUUUCUUUUGCGGACAGCAGGGGCUUGGCUCUGACAGUGGUGAAAGUCUUCUCAGAAUUUGACGACCCCUUGGAUAUUCCCUUGAACAUCACAGAACUAAUAGACAAUAUCGUGGGCCUGACCACGGUGGAUCACGAUGACUUUGUCUUGGAUUUCGUACAGCCUUCUGCAGAUUACUUGGACUUCCGGAAUCGCCUCCAGGCAGAUUGUGUUUGCCUUGAGAACUGCAUGUUGAAAGAUAAAGCUAUUAUGGGUACGGUGAAAGUCAGGAAUCUGGCAUUUGAGAAGGCUGUCAAGAUUCGGAUGACCUUUGAUACUUGGAAAACCUUCACAGAUCACCCAUGCCAAUACGUGAAGGACACCUAUGCCAGUUCCGAUAAGGAUACCUUCUCCUUCGAUGUUAGCUUGCCAGAGCGGGUUCAAGCCCAUGAAAGAAUCGAAUUUGCAGUGUGUUAUGAAUGUGAUGGCAAAGUCUACUGGGAUAGCAACAAGGGAUUGAAUUACAGGAUCAUACGCUCUGAACUCAAAUCGGCUCGGGAGAUUUCACAGCCUUGUAGUGAGCCGGAUUUUGGGAUUGCCUUUGAUCAGUUUGGAAGCCCGCGGUGUUCUUAUGGUUUAUUUCCUGAAUGGCCUAGCUAUUCCGGAUAUGAAAAACUUGGUCCUUAUUAUUAAAUCAGAGACUCGGGGUUAUAUUUGCUGCACAAGAAUGAAGGGACAGAGAUAGAAAACCCUCUUGGGAGGUGGUUGCAGAGUCAGAGUAGGCAAAAGAACUGCAGUUUGUACUUACAGAAUGGAAACAAAGAGAAAUGUGAAAACUCCUGGCUGCAAGGGUUUUUAGGGCAGAAUCUCUCUUCGUGUUUCCUUUGGAUUUAAACAAAAGGAGAUGGUCUCCUGUGAGAUGGCUGCCACAGAUCGAAUUCAGCACUUGGUGCUGUUGUUUGGGCAAUUUGGUUUGUGUUUAUCCUUUGAGAUACAUUACAGUAUUGGUAGCUGUGCAGAAUAGAUUCCCCCCUCCUUUUUCCUUUCUGUAUUCUGGAAUCAAACUUGCUGUGCACCUCUCUGAUAAAACCAACUCUCUGAGAAGAAACAAGAUGCAGGGAUGAGCUAAACAGUCUUCCCACUCCUCUCUUAAUCAGAUUGUACAAUCUGUGAGAGGCUAAGAGUCCCAAAUGAAAAGACUAUAAUUUUAGCUCAGAUGAUCCUUUGCUUCCUUCCAUUUUAGGAAUUUCCUUCUGUAUGGGAAGAUUCCAAAAUGCUUACUCACCAUUCUGCCUGUAUCUCUUUUCCUAAACACAUAUGAAGAUUUAUUUCAGUGGCUGAGCCAGACGAGCCUAUGUGGCCUAGUCACAUAAUCCACCCUUAACCGACCUGGUGCCCUCAGGAUGUGCUAGACUUUAGUUCAAUCUCCAGGCGGGACAGUCAGUGGCCUGGAGAAGGCUGAUGUAGCAUUUUAGCUUCCACAAUAAGUAAUUAUUUUAUUUAGGUGAUUUUAUUUAUCUCCCUCCUCCCUUCUUUAUUAGGUGGUGGUAGACUGUUAAGAAUAAAAUUGUUUUUAAGUCUUAACUCCUCAUGACACCAUCUUAUUUACAUUUAAUUUUGUUCAGGCCUGUGGGCUUAGUCAUCUGGGUGAAGAACAUUUUAAAAUUUCAUUUUAUUUCAAGAAUUGUAUAAAAUGCCUAUAAAUUGAAUGUUACUGACAUAAAUAAGAUAUGUCAAAUAAUGGAUACCCACUCAAUCCAGUUGUCUGUUGUCUUCCUCAAUACACUUCUGCUCAGUAAUAGGAGCAUUUUAACUUGGUGGUAGAACAGACAUUUUGAAUUCAGACACAAGAAUGCUUGAUCUCUCUAGGGAUAUUAAUACUUGGUUUCAGGCUUUUCCCACUAGGCUGGACUAGAACCAAUUUAAAAAUCAAUUGUUUAUCACAGCAUAAAGAGGGUGGGCUAUAGUCAAUUAAAAAGCACAGAAAACACAUCAAAGUCUAAAAAAAAUUAUUAUACGAAGCUGAAAGACAUAAAACAGAAAGUAUAUGCAUAAAAACCAAAAGCCUGAAGGGAAGCUGAGAGAAAUUUUAGGAGAAUUAGAGGUGCAGGGGAGCUUAGAGAUUAGUCUAUAGCAGACUAAAUUUAUCACAGUACAGAGGACUAUAGAAUGAUGAA
Notechis scutatus (mainland tiger snake) is the source of this 2701-nucleotide messenger RNA. It is a transcript of the gene PPP1R3B, whose product is annotated as protein phosphatase 1 regulatory subunit 3B. NCBI's taxonomy places the organism in Eukaryota, Metazoa, Chordata, Lepidosauria, Squamata, Elapidae. Gene Ontology annotation, cellular component: protein phosphatase type 1 complex. Gene Ontology annotation, molecular function: glycogen binding; protein phosphatase 1 binding. The record is from RefSeq and is a predicted model, not a curated record. Gene Ontology annotation, biological process: regulation of glycogen biosynthetic process.